Metarhizium brunneum ARSEF 3297 is the source of this 1398-nucleotide messenger RNA. RefSeq names its product Oxysterol-binding protein-like protein 1 (gene obp1). The record is from RefSeq and is a predicted model, not a curated record. Gene Ontology annotation, molecular function: sterol binding. Lineage: Eukaryota; Fungi; Ascomycota; Sordariomycetes; Hypocreales; Clavicipitaceae. Gene Ontology annotation, cellular component: cytosol; membrane; intracellular membrane-bounded organelle.
AUGUCGUCAUCGACAGCCCCCUCUGCGACAUCAUCGCCGGCGACCGACGCGCCCGACGAACCGCAGACCGACGGCUCCAAGCUGCGAACAUUUUUGGGUAUUCUUAAAAAAUUUAUAGGCGUUUCCGACCUUGCCUCUGUUCGAUUUUCCCUGCCCUCGCAGCUUUUGGAGCCGACCCCGAAUCUCGAGUACUGGACCUACCUCGAUGCCCCCAAUGCCUUUAUAGCCAUUGGAACCUCGGAGGAACCCCUCGACCGCAUGCUGGAAGUCAUCCGCUUCUGGCUGACCAAAGACUUGAAAUAUGCCAAGGGCAAACCUUGCAAACCAUAUAAUUCCUGCUUGGGAGAAUUCUUCAGAUGUAACUGGGAAACGGAAGACAAUGCCCCGAGGAUCGAGACGGCCGAGCUGAAUGGGUGCGUGUCCGGGUCAGAGAAAGGAUCCUUGCGUAGCUUGAAAGUGCCCCCCAAGAGCGACAAGAAUGAAUCCACCGUUUCCCUCUCCGUUCCCAAGCACGGGGCCUCGACGCCGGACAAGAAGCCGAUUCGGAUUUCAUACCUGACCGAACAGACUUCUCACCACCCGCCCGUGAGCGCCUUCCAUAUUACUUGCCCGGAGAGGGGCCUCACUGCCCGAGGCUUUGAUCAAAUCAGUGCCAAGUUCACGGGCACCUCGGUCAAGGUGCUUCCGGGAGAGCACAACAUGGGCAUCUUCAUCACGUUGGACAAGCAUGGUGGCGAGACGUACCAGCUCACGCACCCGGCUGCACAUCUUGGCGGUCUCCUGCGGGGAGCUCUCAGUGUUUCCGUCAGUGAAAUGGCUUACAUCACAUGUCCCGAGACCAAGCUCAAGUGCAUCCUCCACUAUGUCGAGGAAGGCUGGCUCGGCCGAACCACCAACAAAAUCGAUGGUGUUGUUUUCCGGUAUGAUCCCGAAAACGACACCAAGACCCGCGUGCAAGAUGUUCCCGACGAGGACAUUCUUAUUCGUCUGAGUGGUCCAUGGCGAGAAAAGGUCGUUUUCUCACUUGGUCCCAAGCCAAUGAAAUCUGUAUCCCCAGAGCACCAAUACACAAUCAUAGACAUCGCCCCCCUCCACGUCGCCUCCAAAAUCCUCCCCCCAGAAGACCAGCAGCUCCCCAACGAGUCUCUCACUCUCUGGGGUGGCGUGACCAAAGCCAUCCACGCCAAACAAUUCUCCAAAGCCACCGAUCUCAAGGUCGAGCUCGAGGAGAAGCAGCGCGAAAAGGCCCGCGAGCGCGAAAAGAACAAGGAGACCUGGCAGCCCGUCUUUUUCGAACACGUCGUCGGCAACGGAGGCAAGCCCGACUUGACCGACAAGGGCAAACAGGUACUAGAGCGAGCGCAACAGGGCGACUGGUCCAUGGAGGGUAUCUUGUAG